UGCGUGCUAACGUCAGUUCCUGACCCGUUGACCCGUCUCUUCUCUGGCUCAGAGCGCAGCGUGAAGGUGAGCGCCACCAUGAAACAAGCCGUUACAGGUGAACAAAUCUCCAAGUGGUUCACAUCAGGGACUGCAUUUACCACUCUGAACCUCGAAGAGGAGACGAAAACCGGAUAUCGUACACCGACAGAAUCCAGCCCAGUAAUACCUGAUGAUUCCAGCCAGAAAGCUGAUGUUGGAAGGAGCCAAAAACCAGAACCUUCAAAGGGUCCUCCUCUUUCUCCCCGCCCCAGUUCUGAAUACCCAAGCUUGCCCAUAACCAAAAACAAGGAAGAACUGGUUUCCUUCAUAGAAAGCAACUCAGUUGUGAUCAUUCGAGGAGCCACAGGCAGUGGCAAGACCACUCAGCUGCCACAGUUCAUUUUGGACCACUACAAUGAGAAAAAUGCCCCGUGCAACAUUGUGGUCACUCAGCCACGCAAGAUUGGAGCCACCAGUAUCGCUCGCUGGGUUGCUGCUCAGAGGAAGUGUACCCUAGGUAGUCUGGUGGGAUAUCAGGUCGCACUGGAGAAAAUGGCCACUGAGCACACUCGACUAAUUUACUUGACCACAGGGGUUCUUCUGCAAAAGCUCGUGCUGGCCAAGUCUCUCACAGAGUUCUCUCACAUUUUUGUAGAUGAGGUACAUGAGCGCACCGAAGACAUGGACUUUCUGUUGUUAGUGUUGAGAAAACUCCUCCAUUCCAACUCUCGUCAUGUCAAGAUAAUCCUCAUGUCAGCCACCAUCAACUGUAGAGAGUUUGCUGAUUACUUUGCGACGCCGAUAUGGGGCAAGAUGAGCCCCGCUUAUGUGUUUGAAGUGGAGGGAGCACCCUACACCAUUGAAGAGUUUUACCUCGAUGACCUCCAGAAACUGUUUCCUUACAGGAUUGAGUCGCCUUAUCCCGAUGACCUGAUGAUCUCGCCUAAGAUGUAUGACCUCGCCAUCAGUCUGAUCCAGAACUUUGAUGAGAUAGAGGGCAAAGAUUUCAGCAAAGCUCAGAAAGAUGGUGGGCUGACUGUGUCAGAGAGAGGAAGUGUUCUGGUUUUCCUUCCUGGGAUACAUGAGAUUCGCUGCAUGCAGGAGACCUUGGCCAAGCUUGUUCACCAAAGAUUGCAGAUUUAUCCUCUCCAUUCAUCUGUGACUCUGGAGGAGCAGAAUGGUGUGUUCCUUUCCCCUGUCCCUGGAUACAGGAAGGUGAUCCUCUCUACCAACAUCGCUGAGAGUUCGGUGACUGUGCCAGACGUCAAAUACGUUAUUGACUUCUGCCUGGCCCGUCGCUUGGUGUGUGAUAAAGAUACUAAUUAUCAGUCUCUGCUUCUGACCUGGGCGUCCAAAACCAACUGCAACCAGCGCAAAGGGAGGGCAGGCCGAGUGUCAAAGGGCUACUGCUACCGUCUUGUGACUAAAGAUUUCUGGACGAAUGAAAUCCCUGAAUAUAUGAUUCCUGAGAUGCAGCUUGUUCCUCUGUCAACCAUCCUGUUAAAGGUCAAGCUGCUGAACAUGGGAGACCCUCGCUCCCUCCUCUGUACAGCACUCUCACCUCCUAACCUUGUUGACAUUGUGAGGACAGUGCUCCAACUCAUAGAGAUGGGUGCCCUGUCUGCGAAAACUGAUGGCAAAACUCAGAGCGAGGAUGGUGAGCUGACGUUCCUUGGCCGAGUGCUUGCCCACUUGCCUGUGGAUCUUUACCUGGGAAAGAUGAUUGUCCUGGGUCAUGUCUUUGGCUGUCUGGAUGAAUGUCUCAUCAUAGCUGCGUCACACUCCCUGAAGAGUUUCUUUGCCAUUCCAGCCAUGCAGCAGCUUGCAGGUCACAGGAGCAAGCUAGCUUUUGCCCGUGGUGUCCCAAGUGACUCGAUGGCGUUUGUCAAUGCCUUUAAGGCGUGGUACUCUGCCAGAAAGAAAGGAGAACUGAGACACCCAAAGGAUGAGCUGAGCUGGGGCCGAGAGAACUUCAUUCAGAUCAAGAGGAUCAGAGAGGUUGCAGAGUUGUACGAGGACCUGAAGAAGCGUGUUUCCCAGUUUAACAUGCACGUUCCAGAGGAACCUCCGUCCCCAGACAACUUAAGCAAGCACAGGCAGACGUUCAUUCUUCUGGUUGUCAUUGCUGGCGCCUUCUACCCAAACUAUUUCUUCCAGCAGGAGACAGAUGACCGGCAGGCCUGCAAAGAGCUGAUGGGCCUCAACCCUCAAACAACGAUCAUGGUAAAGAACCUCCCUCCCUACAGUUUCCUGUAUUACAAACAGCUGCAGUCUUUGUUCCGCCUGUGUGGACAAGUGAAGACUAUCUCCUUCGAUUGCUCCAGAGCUUAUUUGGAGUUUCACAGGACUUCCAAGGAUUCGGGGGUUUUGCCUGAGGUGACGCUCUCCCUCCUGAUGGCCAAUAAGGGCUUCAGAAGGGAGCUGUCCAUCUAUCCCUCUGAGCAGAUUGAAAUCUGUGCAGGGAGGAGAGCCAUUACUCACCUGAGAUUUUCACGGUUGACGGCUGAUAUCCAGAGCCAGUCUCUCUCCCUGAUGGAUGCCGUUAACACCAAGCUUAACCCAGAAAAGCUGCCUCCCAAUCGCCUGUUUGUUGUGAACAUCACAGAAGUGAUUGACGUGGGUCAUUUCUGGGGAUUCCCAGCAGAUGAAGCCAGCUUGGAAAAACAGCGACAUCUGACAGCAGAGAUCAACAAGUCGACUUUGUCUCCUGUGACCGUGUCACUUUACCCAAAUCUGCUGUGUCUGGCCCCAUACUCUGAGAACAGUGAGGAGAGCCUCUACUACCGAGCCAAGAUCCUGCACAUGCGUGGCAACACAGUGGAGGUGUUCUUCUUGGACUUUGGUAACAGAGCAGUUGUUUCCAGCAACAGCCUCAGAGAACUUCCAUCUGAUCUGCUGUCUGAGCCCUUUCAGGCCCGGGAGUUCCAGGUUGCUGGAAUGCGCCCUUCAGCCCAGUCCAUCAUACUGGGAAACCAGUGGAGCAGCCGUGCCCGGGACUGCUUCAUCACAAUGGUGAAGCAUCAGUCAGUCAUCGUGUCUCUCUACUCCAUCCUGUAUGGUGUCAUGCGUGUAGAGCUCCUCAUCAACAAGGAAUCGAAAAAUACCAGCGUGGUAGACAUACUGGUGGAGGAGGGCCAUGCUGUGAAAGCAGAGGAGAACUUUGAUUCUCAGCAAAGCCAUGAAGAACUUAUGUCAAUGUACGAUGACGUAGAGAAAGGGACAUAUGUUCCCGGUUCUGUUGGCAGCUCCUGGAGAGAUCGCAAGAAGCUGGACGAGGAGACGAUCAACAGUCUGCUGGCUCAGCUUUCCAGUAGCCCCAACUCCUCCUCCAAGAGAAACGUUAAUCUGAAAGGACCUUUGAGUCCCUACCAGACAAACUUCUACAGCUUGAGGAGGAAAACCUACUACAGGACCGUGCUUAUUGAGAAAAACAGCAUCAACUCCUUGACUCUGAAUGAAAACCCACAUUUCAAGCAUCAAAGAAUGCUGGUGGCCGGGAUGGUGGCCGUCAACGCUUCAGGUACGCAGAUCCUGGUGAAUGAUACCUCCAUCCUGCCUGACAUCCCUGGCAUGCCUGGUCUGGUGAUGAUGCUCUUCACUCCCGUCAUGGAGCUACGCACAAACGAAGAACGGAGCUACUACACCGGUGCUCUCUGCGGCUUAGGCGUCAACAGCCUAACACAGGAAGCCAUCCUGCCUGAGAACGACAUCGAACUGGCCUUCGACGUCAAGUUUGAUGUCAAGGACAUCAUUGAGAUUAACACUCUGCGGGUGGCCAUCAACAACCUGCUGUGCAGCGGGCCCAGCAACACUCUCCAUCUAAACCCUGACAGGAUCAGCCAGCUGCAGGAGGACUGCCGGGACGGCCUGACCAGACUGUUCAUUAGGUCUCCUCCAAGAGAAGCGGUCACUCCGAUUUACCAUGAGAACCAAGGAAAGUGGAACCAGGUUGACCCGUCUCUCAGAAUGGACAUUACAGAACGAGGAGGUGGAAAUGGUCGAGGUGUUCUCUUCCAGCUACAUUCUCCCAUUGUGCUCAAUGGUUAAACAAAAGCUCUGUCUGGAACUGAUACAAAUAAUAAAAUGAGAGCAGUUGCUUUAAAUGUUAAUUUUAUGUUUAAAUAAGUCUUUUAAUCAGUGCUGUAAAAUCGUUUCUGUUAUCACUGCUGGAACUCCCUGUUGAUCUGAAAGGGCUGUUUUAAGUUCAUGCAGUUUGCAGUUUAUUAACAGGCCAUUAAAAAUAGUUGUUUGCAGCAGA
Messenger RNA from Girardinichthys multiradiatus, 4279 nucleotides. RefSeq names its product tudor domain containing 9 (gene tdrd9). Gene Ontology annotation, cellular component: intracellular anatomical structure. The record is from RefSeq and is a predicted model, not a curated record. Gene Ontology annotation, molecular function: ATP binding; RNA binding. The transcript has 35 exons. The coding region runs from base 79 to 4068 and encodes 1329 amino acids. Lineage: Eukaryota; Metazoa; Chordata; Actinopteri; Cyprinodontiformes; Goodeidae.